AUGGACUUCUAUUCAAGUUGGAAUCGUGAAUCCGGGUGGCUAUCGCUAAAAAACAGUGAGUAUAACUAUCAAAUGCGGGAGGAUUUACAGGAAAUUCGAGACUCUGUGGAAAUACUCGCUUUAGACACCAACGACCGUCCUUCGUUUACUAAAUCUUCAACGAAACCGAGAUCAUAUUAUGACCCUACAAUAAAUUUCCAUCCGACUUUUCCUAACAUAUCCCAUGAAUACAGUUCCCAGAGGAGUAAUGUUGCUAGCAAAACCAUUAGUAAAAUACCACUCUGGGGAGGCAACUCGCUGUCUACAAUCAAUGAAACGAAGGUUGAAUCUCCUGAGUGCCACAUCAUACCUUCCCCACAAAUUUUAGUUCACACUUCGAACCAUUUCAAGUUUGACGAUAAAUUAUGUGCAACAAAUGAUGAACGUGGAGCUUUCCCGGCAAGCUUGAACUCACCCGAUAGCAUUGGGAUAGCACUUGGGAGUCCCAAGAAAGAUGUUUUUACAAGACCAGAAUUGAAAGGAAAUCGAAUGAGUUCAAGAGUCUGCGAGAGCAUUGCAGAAAAUAGAUACCACAAAUCUCCAAGAAAACGAAAUUCGAAAAGAUGGAGGAUAAUGAUGGGAGGUCUAUUUAGCGGUAAGAGAAGUAGAUCGCAAACAACAUCGGCAUUUUAUCAAAACAAAUCACGGCGGCCACUAGAAUCUGAGUCGGGCCGGAUGACUAUGAAUAAAUACCGUAAAUACAACGAGGGAGUCUCUACAAAAGUAACAAAAUUUGAACGAAAGAGUGGCAAGAAAUCACUUAUGCGAUACUACAUGACGACAGAAAGUAGAGAACUAAAACAAAGACCAAGUCUUCAUCGGGACAUGAAAAAGCCCAACAGGCCCACCGCUACAGAAAAAAGCUCAUUACUUAAUGUUGAUAUCCCGACUAUAAAGAUGGAUAGGUAUAGCGUUAUGUUUAGUGGACUUCUCAACAGCUCGCAGUCAAACGCUCACCGGUUAUCUACGAAACGAAGACAUGACUUCGAAAGACUGAAGGCUGUCACCGAAGCUCUGGCUAUGAAGGAACGCGAGUUAGAUGAACGAUUUCGGAAGUUAAACCAACAAACAGCAUGUCCUCAAGUGGCCCGGGCUUCAUUUUCUUUAUUUCCCAGAGAAACAACACGAAACAAACAUGAAUCAUCGCACUCCCAACUUCCACCUUCCGCCGAGCUGCAGGGAUCCAAGGGGCCCCUGAAACCACCCCCGCCUCUUUCCUCUCGAACCAAGCGGAUAGCACAGACCACAUCAUCGAAUUCAGCCUACCUAGGCAAGGAGAGCGGAAAACAAGCAGCAAGGGAACCCCUAGUUGCUCCACGAGCCGAGAAAACCUCCCGAGAUCAACCACCCGGAAAAUUAUCCAAACCUCCGUACAUAACAUCAAGCCACCAAAAGUCACCCGAUAGCGAUGAUUGGGGGCUAUUUAGUCCGAGCGCAUCUUCCAUCCGAUCGAAUCCCCUCGCUCUCAACCCGCCUCUCAUCAAUGAACCGGUAGCCGAAACCAUUUAUAAAUUUAAUUGUACCUCUUCCAGUCCUCCCAUAAUGGCAGCCCCUUCUCGUGAGGCAGUUGGGCUUCAACCGGUAACGGAGCCGCUGGUAGAUAGUCUACCGUAUUAUGGCAGGGCGGCCGCUAGCGUCUUUCCUACGCGCAAAUCAAGUAUGAGCACGCCCCGAGAUGCCACCAUUUCGCCGGAACUAAAGUCUAAGUUCUUCGUGGCACCUACUGCGGCCCCGCUGCGCACUAGCCUUCUAACCGGAGUUCAAGAAAGCCCGCUUGAAGCGUUUGCCAAGGCUGCUAGUGAGGAACGGCGACGCGUCGCGCGCCCUGCACCAACAGAUUCCCGCAGCACGUAUUCCGGACUUGAGGGGCUUACUGCCCAGUGCGUGAAGAGCGUACGAUAUGUUCGGCCGACUUUCGUUCUAGCCUGCGAGGAGUCUGGACGAAUGAGUGAGUGUGCCAGCCUGAAGUUGGAUAGUGACAGUAUCCGCACUGUUACAGACCGUCGGCCUAGCUAA
Messenger RNA from Blumeria graminis f. sp. triticale, 2055 nucleotides. The record is from the annotation of a GenBank genome assembly. Lineage: Eukaryota; Fungi; Ascomycota; Leotiomycetes; Helotiales; Erysiphaceae.